Solanum pennellii is the source of this 699-nucleotide messenger RNA. RefSeq lists its product as uncharacterized. The record is from RefSeq and is a predicted model, not a curated record. The transcript is spliced from 2 exons. Lineage: Eukaryota; Viridiplantae; Streptophyta; Magnoliopsida; Solanales; Solanaceae. Bases 1 to 699 code for a protein of 232 amino acids.
AUGGUAUCAGAAGUUAUCGCAAGUUCAAGUUCAAGUGUUUCAGCAGAUACUAUUGAAGAAAUUGAGAAGAAUCGCAAUCAUCCUCUGUCGUUGAUGAUCAAUUCGCGUGCAAAGAGCAAAUUAGGCUUUGUACUUGGAUCUUGUCAAAAGUCAGAUUAUAAACCUGAAUUAGGGGAACAAUGGGAGAAGUGUAAUGCGUUUGUGUUGGCUUGGAUUAUGAACACAGUUUCUAAGGAGUUGUCGAGUGGGAUUGUGUACGCAUCAGAUGCAGCCAUGGUUUGGGCAGAUCUGAAUUUAAGAUCUAACAAGGUUGAUGGUUCAAGAAGUUAUCAACUUCAUCGAGAAAUAUGUACUCUUCAUCAAGGUAAUCUUACAGUAUCAACUUAUUUCACAAAAUUGAGACUGUUAUGGGACGAAUUUGAUGUGUUGGUACCUCCUCCUACUUGUGAUUGUGAUAAAUCAAAGAUGUAUAUAGAUCAUUUAAAGUUUUUGCGACUGUUUGCUUUUUUGAUGGGAUUAAAUGAAAUAUACAUCCAUGCAAGAAGCCAAAUCUUGAUGAUGAAUCCUCUUCCAAAUGUAAACAAAGCAUAUGCUAUGAUAACUUCUGAUGAAAGUCAGCGUAUGACUGCUGUGAAUAGAGUUGGUGGAGAUAUUCAUGAGUCGAUGGCAUUGUAUUCUAAAAAAAUGAUGAUUCUGUAA